Penicillium crustosum is the source of this 345-nucleotide messenger RNA. RefSeq lists its product as uncharacterized. The transcript has 2 exons. The record is from RefSeq and is a predicted model, not a curated record. The coding region runs from base 1 to 345 and encodes 114 amino acids. NCBI's taxonomy places the organism in Eukaryota, Fungi, Ascomycota, Eurotiomycetes, Eurotiales, Aspergillaceae.
AUGCCGGACCUCAAGGCAUCCACCGGGGGGCUGGAGGAGAUUUCUCCUCGCAGCCUGGACUCCUCCAAUCCAGCAGAAGCAAUCAUUACCGAUGUAAAGCACCUGGCAUCUUAUAACUGGAUCGAAGCACCUGAACCAACCAUCGCUGUCCCCGGCAGUCCGGCACUCUGCCCUCUAGAGCCGUUAUUCCGCGCCCUCUACAUUGAGCAACCCUCGUUUGAGAUUGAUUCAAUCGAUGUCGUAACUGACCGAAACAACGUUCGCAAACUUCUGUCGUUCGUUAAUCCCACUCAAAGCAGAUACGGUCUUGAUUCAUUCACGAUCCAGGUGGAUAUGACUGCUUAG